ACUGCAAAUAAGAAGGCUGCACAAUAAUUUAACUUAUUGAAGACAAAAUACGGUGGAGCGAAUAUCCUGCCCAGUGCCUCUCUCUCUCUCUUUCUCUCUCUUUUCGUCUCUUCCAACGAUUCAAGCCUAGUUUUCUGCAAAUUUCCGGAUAGCUAGCGAGGAGAAUAUCGUCAAGAAAGUAAACGAUUUUUCAGUUCCAGGCUGUUAUUGGAGAAAAUAUUGAAGAAAAUUUUUGAAUUUUAGAAGAACGGAGGAGAAAAUGUGGGGAUUUGGGGGUAGGUAUUACUGGGGAAGAAAGGAGGUCGGAGAGAAAGUUGAAGGGAUAGUGGUAUUAUUCGCAUGGAUGUCGAGCCAAGAAAGGCACCUGAACAGUUAUGUGCAGCUCUACUCGUCUCUGGGAUGGAAUUCACUCGUCUGCCACUCCCAAUUUCUCAAUAUGUUCUUCCCAGAGAAGGCUACAAAUUUGGCAAUUGGCAUCCUAAAUGAACUUGUGGAGGCGCUAAAAGUUAAGCCAUGCCCAGUAGUCUUGGCAUCUUUUUCUGGCGGUCCAAAGGCUUGUAUGUACAGGCUUCUUCAGAUAAUUGAUGGGAACUGCGAAGCACUACCAUAUCUGGGUGAUUACCAACUGGUUAGAGAUUGUAUUUCUGGCUAUAUCUAUGAUUCCAGUCCAGUGGAUUUUACCAGUGAUUUGGGUACAAAAUUUGUUCUUCACCCAACUGUCCUAAAAAUUUCCCAGCCACCAAGAAUAGUAUCAUGGAUAGCCCAUGGCAUUGCUUCUAGCCUUGAUGCCCUCUUCCUUAGUAAGUUUGAACAACAGCGUGCAGAUUAUUGGCAGACUCUAUACUCCUCUGUGAGAAUGAAGGCCCCAUAUCUCAUUUUGUGCUCAGAAGAUGAUGACCUUGCUCCUUACCAGAUUAUUUGCAAUUUUGCUCAACGGCUACAAGAACUUGGGGCUGAUAUUAAAUUAGUAAAGUGGAAUGGCUCUCCUCACGUAGGCCACUACAGGCAUUAUCCUAUCGACUACAGGGCUGCUGUGACAGAGCUCCUUGGUAAAGCAUCUGUAGUUCAUUAUCGGAGACUUAAAAGAGUUGACGGAGAAAGACUGGGUGCAGAAGCAAGGGAUGAUGAGAUAAUUGAGCCUCUGCGUAAUCUCAGGAAAGCAGCAGCCAGUUCAAAUGGAUAUAAGGGAACUUCUCUAGUACUUGGAAAUCAAUCCUCGUUGCCCAGUUCAAUGGAGUACUAUGAAGGUAGGGAUGUUGGGACGCUGCAAAAUGAACGCAGAGAAGGUGUGAUCCACUUUCCUAACCCACCAAGCAUCAAUGCUCAUGGGGUUCUUGGUCAAAUCUUAUUCGAUGUCUGUGUACCCAAGAACGUUGAAGGCUGGGAUAUCGGCUUAUCAGGUUCCUUAAAAGGUCGCCCGUUUACUUCUACAAGGAGGCACACGCCCUUUAAUCCGAUAAAAUGUAUACGUCGAUCUAGAUUAUAAACACAAUACCACUGACAAAAUAUAGGUGGAGAUAUUGAUGAAGUUGUGGGGUCUAAUAUUUUGGUUCGAAGUACUAGGGGUUUGAACUUUUGUGGGGCGGAGACAAUGAGACAUAACGAGGAAUGGAUAAGGGGAAUGAAAUUUGUAGUUGGCUGGUGUAGCCAUCAGUAUGGAUAUGGAAUGGGCUUGAGCUAUUUGACCUCUCAAUCUACGACUUCAGAAAAUGUAUAGCGAGCCAACUGAAGGAGCUUAAGUUUUGCGGGGAACGUCGUAAUGAAAAAAUAAGAGGAUCCUGUAAAUGCAGUAUCCUUAACUCCUUAAUUGUAAAAUUCUCAUUUUGUGAUGACUAUUUAUAUAUAUAUAUAUAUAUAUAUAUAGAAUAUUAAGGCUUA
Molecule: messenger RNA, 1878 nt
Organism: Ziziphus jujuba (common jujube)
Lineage: Eukaryota; Viridiplantae; Streptophyta; Magnoliopsida; Rosales; Rhamnaceae
Exons: 7
Coding region: 260-1486 (408 amino acids)
Source: RefSeq, a predicted model, not a curated record